This is a messenger RNA of Sceloporus undulatus (fence lizard), 990 nucleotides long. RefSeq names its product olfactory receptor 4K1-like. The record is from RefSeq and is a predicted model, not a curated record. Gene Ontology annotation, biological process: G protein-coupled receptor signaling pathway. Lineage: Eukaryota; Metazoa; Chordata; Lepidosauria; Squamata; Phrynosomatidae. The coding region runs from base 1 to 990 and encodes 329 amino acids. Gene Ontology annotation, molecular function: G protein-coupled receptor activity; olfactory receptor activity. Gene Ontology annotation, cellular component: membrane. The transcript has a single exon.
AUGGCGUGGGAAAACAAGACUAAGCUCACUGACUUUGUCCUACUGGGCUUCUCCCAGACCUGGGAAGUUCAGCUCCUCUUAUUUUUCAUCUUCCUCUUCCUCUACAUGGCUACUGUCUUCAGCAACAUCCUCAUCCUCCUGGCAAUCUUUUGCGAGUCCAGGCUUUUUAAUUCACCAAUGUUUUUCCUGCUGGGCCAUUUGGCUUUCCUUGAUAUCUGUAUGGCCUCUGUCGCCACCCCCAGGGCACUUGUUGACUUCCUGACCCAGUGCCAAGUCAUCUCCUUCCAAGGAUGCAUGGCACAGUUCUUUUUCCUUCAUUUCUUUGGAGGCAGCGAAAUGCUUCUGCUGGUGCUUAUGGCCUAUGACCGGUAUGUAGCCAUCUGCCAUCCGCUUCACUAUGGCUCACGCAUGAGCAGGCGUCAUUGCAUAGUGUUUGUCCUCAUUGCCUGGUCUGGUGGGCUGCUCCAUACCAGUGUUCAACUGGGCUUCGUUAUUAACAUACCCUUCUGUGGGGCCAAUCAUGUGGACAACUUCUUCUGUGACAUCCCCUUUCUCAUCAGGUUGACCUGCAUUGAUAUGUACCCCCUGGAAGUCAUGAUGAUGACCAACAGUGGCAUCAUUUCACUGGUGGGCUUUGUUGCUUUGCUUUCUUCCUAUGGAAUCAUUCUCUCCACAAUCUGCUCUCGGAGCACUUCUGAAGGAACCGCCAAAGCCAUCUCCACGUGUACUUCUCACCUCAUUGUGGUCACCAUGUAUUUUGGGCCUUGUAUAUUUAUUUACCUGCAGCCAAAUACUCGUUUCAUUACUGAUAAAGUGCUCUCUGUCUUCUACACGGCAGUCACCCCCUUCAUGAACCCUGCUAUAUAUGCUCUGAGGAACAAGGAGAUGAAAGCUGCCAUGCGGAGGGUGCUGUUGACAAAACAUUCUGGAAUGGUUUCUGCUCAGAUUGCCACCAUUCAGCUAGGAGAGCUGGCAUGUCGGAAACAUUAG